Messenger RNA from Trichoplusia ni (cabbage looper), 4506 nucleotides. RefSeq lists its product as uncharacterized. The record is from RefSeq and is a predicted model, not a curated record. The transcript is spliced from 8 exons. The coding region runs from base 182 to 4393 and encodes 1403 amino acids. NCBI's taxonomy places the organism in Eukaryota, Metazoa, Arthropoda, Insecta, Lepidoptera, Noctuidae.
AUAUAGGAAGCGUGGCGCCGUGGCAUUGGCGGCGACCAACUCUGUUCCAUGUCAAGUAAUAACAACUAAUUACGCUUGUCUUACUAAGUUCAAUGAUUACAACUUAGUAAGUAACAAACGAUGGUCGUAUAACAAAAUAGUAGAUUUAUUUUCUAUCUGAAUAAAAAUAAACUAUUAGGAUAUGGCAAUAACUUCAUUAGAUCUCUCUUGUGAUAAAUUUCCGACUAAAUCUGCGUGUUCGGCAAACAGUUCUAAAGGUGGGAACUCUUGUCGGUUACUAAAAUUAAACUUUGCCCCUGACAGCAGUUUAUCGAGUACCCAUACAUUAAAAGGAGGCAAAACCAAAAAUAACAAUACAAAAUCCCCGUACCUUACUACCGAUAGAGUACAGUUACUCUCAAGAGUGACGGAGAAAAGAUUAGCAGUUCAUAAAAAAACGACAGAUUUUGUCUCAUCUUUUCCAUUGGCGGUAAAUUUAUAUAAAGCCAAUUCAGAUGAAUUUAAAUCAUCGAAAAAAGGUAACAAAAAGGUAAAAAAAUCUGUGCUUACCCUUCCUAACGCACCGGUGCCGGUGCCACAAUGUACGGUAAGCGACAUGAACGACUCGGAGUAUUGUGGCCAAAUAGAUGAAGAUCGCAAACAAAAAGUAAUUAAAAAGCGUAUCCCGAUUCAAAGUAAUAGGAAAGCAAGGGUAAGAGAAAAAGACUUUGAGUUCUACGAUCGAGAUGCGCAAUAUUGCUCGCAAUUGAACAUAAACCUAGAUUCAAGCUCGACCGAUUUGAUGAAAAAUUUUAAUGGAGAUGGCAAAAGGAUUAGCAACAAAAAGAAAAAUGCAUCAAAUUUCAACAAACCUCAACCAGUAAAUAAUGACUUAAGUGAUGUCUGGACUGUUCUAAGAAAUAUAAAUAGAUUUCAGUUUAGGCCAUCACCUCCGAUGUCGGAAGAAAGUAUAACCCCUAUUAAAAAAACAAUUCAGAAAAGACGAACCAACAGAAAGGACACACGUGUUAUUGAAACCUGUCGCACUGAAGAAUUUGCGUAUAUAUCUAGAUUCGAAAUGGAUGAUAAGACGCCACGCACUUAUUCCCAAUCGUCUAGUAUUGAUCGCGUUACCGUUAUCGACAAACAAAACGAAUUCAGUAAAAUAUGUGAGGAAUUCGAAAAACGACUUCUGAAAACCCAUAAUUACUUGAAAGAUACCAACAAUACCAAAAAUAGAACUCAGAAGCAUAAGUAUCAAAGUCGAAACACUAAGAACAGUAUGAAAGCUCUUGGAAACGUGGCCAAAGAAGGCAAACAUUUAGGGCCAAUGAAAAAAAAGAAGAAGAGUCCCAAAUCUGCUGAUUACAAAAGUAAAAGUGAAUCGACACGUAGUAACACUGUCACCAAAGAUAGUGGUGUAGACGAAGGAAACUCCCAAAUCACUGAUACUUGUGACGUUUCAUCCCAUCUUACUCAAAAUGAAAGUCUUUACCCGUCAGCUGGGAGUUUUGUAUACUCUGAUAAUUCGGGAUCGAGUAAGGCCGAAGCCGAACAAUUUUUAGGUAAAAUUGGGGCAACAAAGGGUGGAACACAAAUGUCGAAUGACGUGUGUCACUCCCAGUUGAAUGACACUAUUAAAGAGGGCUUAAUUAAAGGGACUGACUUAAACAUGAAUUCAAUAGUCAAUAAAAUGUUGGACCCACAGAAAAGAAAACCCCGCUUAGUAACCACGAUGCCAAGUUCAUGCAUGAUGCCAAAACUAACUCAAACAGAGAUAAAGAGAAGACUUGCUCAUAUAAGAUUUCCAGUCCUCAUAUUAGGAAAAGAUCAAUUUAGUUCCAUUCCAGUUCCAAAUUACGAUCCCCCACAAUUUGAAGGUUUAGAUGAACACAUUUGGCCUUUCAUGACCGAAUGGUGUAACAAUCCGCCAGUUAAAAAGCCUGUUAAAGAGUCAAAGCGAAACAGUUUCAAUCGAAAUAGUUAUAACCGAAAAAAUACUUGCCUAUCGAAUGAUUCCUCUUCUAUUCAAUCAAACAAACAAAGUAUUGAAACAGCUGUCAACAAGAUUCCUAUGUUUAAAGAGAAAAACAACUCUAACGAUUUGAUAAAGAUAAAGAAAGGUGAAGGAAAGCGAUCAACUCCAAUUUCCGGAAUAAACGACAAAUUGCUUCAGUGCACAAAGAAGCAAAAAUCUAUAGUACAAUUAAAGGAGAAAAUGCUGAACUUUUUAUAUAAAAAGACUUCAAAUCGCAAUUUUGUCGGCGAUCAUCAAAAUGUCGAAAAUGACACAAAAUGCAAGACAUUAGGGACUGGCAUUAAGGUAGAACCUAAAAACUUUUCGCCAAUAAGGUCUGUGGUUCCGAAUGUUAUUCCUAUUAAAAUUGGUGCUCCAAGUCCGAUUCCGGCAAUGGUUACUAAUAAAAAGACCCCACAUUAUGCGUACCCAUGGGCAAAAGCGAAGUGGGCAAGUGAUUUCAUAGAAAACGUAAUAAAGAAAAUAAGAAGUGGAGUCUAUUACACGCAAGACAAUAAGGAUGGUAGUCGAUUUCAACCGGAUUUAAAGGAGGUGUCAGUACAAGCGGGUACAUUAUGCGAUUCUUCUGAUUCCACUCAGACUUAUGAAAGUGACAUAGAACUUGCACGCAAAGAAGCAUUUACUUCGACUCGGAAGAAUUUGAUAAGUAUACCAGGCUUUAGUAACUCCCAACCGGUGCUAGAAAUCACAACUUUAAAUAUGAACCAAAUCGCUGUAAAGCAUUGCGUGACAAACGUUAUGUUCCAGUUCGAUAUAACAGUUCCAUCUAAAAUAAAUAGUCCAACGAACACCAGCAAAUCGUUACCCCUAAUUCCAAUUGAAGUAACAAAGAGUCACACUAAAAUAUACAAAUGUAAUACAACAAUUCUUAAUGCUAUGUUACCAGCUGAACUGUGUAGUAUUCUGCCAAGAAUUAUGAGCAAUCUUAUCGAAGUUAACGUGGAUUCGGAUAUUAUACCUCCAUUGUGCCCAGUGAAAACAGAAUCAUGUUUGUCUACAAUAUCCGAACUAACUCGAGGAGAGACUUCAGACAUACUAUUCCCCAUAGCGUCUAUUCAGAAAAUGCCUUCUAGGCAGACACUUGUGAUCGAUGGAAGAUUUGCAAAUAAAAUUAGUAUCUUAAAAUCAAAACCGAAUAAACUAAACGUUCGAGUAAAUUAUAGUCACGAUUUAGUAACAAAAUUGUUACCAAAAAUAGUGAUUAAAAAUUUGUCAGAGUAUUUAACUAGCCCUAUUUACAACAUGAGUGUUAAAGAAGAUAUGAAUGCUGGAGUCUCUAAAAGUAAACUAAGGAGGACCCUUGCUGUUCCCAAUACUCGAAGUUCUAAGUGCAGUAUUUUGGAAGUUUAUUCUGGCAGUAACAAAAGAUUGAGGUCUUCGUUUAAACCUUUUGACCUCAUAAGUGUGAUUGAAAGCAUUUUAAGCAGUCGCAACUUACAAAUUAACCGGAAUUUAACUUCUUAUUUCGACAUGCUCAAGUUGCAGUAUGAUGGCAAGGGAAUUAAAAUUAACGUGUCGAUGAUGAACGAUAUUGGUGUUCAAAGGAAUAUGACGGUAGUCGUUAACAAUUUAAAAAUAGAUUCCAUAUACGAGGCUUCGCCAAUAACAAUUACCAGAAAAAUUGAAGAGACAGUAACUUACAAGAGUGAGACUCGUAUGAAAUGCAUAGAAUACAAACAAUCUUUAGCUAACAAAACAGAGAGUACAGAAAUAAAUCAAAUCUCGAGCAACAAAAUCAAGAGAAGUAAAGGAUUUUAUAAACAGGUUCAUAGAAAGUGCAAAUCUACAACCAAUAUACCUUCUGGAGAUAAAAAUGUUAACACUCCACUAAGUAAGAUUACGAACUUGGAAGAAUUUUUCCAAGUUCUAGGGUCCAAAAAAAAUUUUAGCGGCGUUUUUGAUGGGUACGCCGCGAAAAAGAUUCUGACUUCUAUAACUGAGAUGAAAAAUUGGGUGACCGAAAUAAACCCGAAACAAGCCCUGUUGAUAUUAUUAUUGACGAACAAAAAAGACACACCGAAUUUAGUGCGAUUCCGGCCCAUACUCCUCCAAGGCAUAGCCGUAAACAGGAUCACUCGAGCUGCAGAAUUAGAUAUGGAGAUUGAAGUAAUAGAAAGAGAAAAUUUAAAUAAAUUUUCACAGUACGAAGGUAUAUCUUAUUUGCCGGAAUCAGCUACAAAUUACGACAAUCUAUUGGAGGAGUUGUACUGGAUCGCUAAAACGACUGCUUCAGAUUACCAAAAACCUUUCGAUGAGUCAUCGGAAAGGCUUCUGAAGUCGCUGUUGGAGAAACGAAAGAAACUGAAUCCGUCUUAUCUCCGUGUAAUGGCACGAUACGUGGGCUUAGGACUGCUGAAGCCCCCAACAAAAACAUAAUUAUUUUUUGUGUUACAACACGUGCUGUGACGUUGUGGUCGAUCCGAAAUUGUAUUGUGAUUUUAUUAUUUAUUUUAUAUAACUAUUUAUACAAAUAAAAAAUUUAUAUCCUA